GUCGAUACGAGAGAUGACUAUGGACGGACGCCGCUAUCGUGGGCUGCCGAGGGAGGGCAUGAGGCCGUUGUGCGAUUGCUACUGGAGAAAGGCGCCGCUAUUGAGGCGAGGGAUAGAUAUGGUUGGACGCCGCUAUCGUUGGCUGCUGGGGGAGGGCAUAUGGCCGUCGUGCGACUGCUAAAAUCGUAUGGUGCCCGGUCUGCUUAA
Molecule: messenger RNA, 207 nt
Organism: Ilyonectria robusta
Lineage: Eukaryota; Fungi; Ascomycota; Sordariomycetes; Hypocreales; Nectriaceae
Product: ankyrin repeat-containing domain protein
Exons: 1
Molecular function (GO): protein binding
Source: RefSeq, a predicted model, not a curated record